This is a messenger RNA of Tripterygium wilfordii, 1279 nucleotides long. Its product is annotated as glyoxylate/succinic semialdehyde reductase 1-like. Lineage: Eukaryota; Viridiplantae; Streptophyta; Magnoliopsida; Celastrales; Celastraceae. The transcript is spliced from 8 exons. Gene Ontology annotation, molecular function: NADP binding; 3-hydroxybutyrate dehydrogenase activity; NAD binding. The record is from RefSeq and is a predicted model, not a curated record. Gene Ontology annotation, cellular component: cytosol. Bases 191 to 1066 code for a protein of 291 amino acids.
CAAUAAUUGUAUUUUAAUCCUUUGAUGGCUAUCUAUUUCUUAUUAUAAUUACUUUUUAUUUUAUGUGAAGGAUGCUUUCCUUCUAUAAACGUGGACUCACUCUGAUUAUCAGUCGAUCAGAGAGUGAGAUCGCUGUGUUUGUUUGAGCCAAAAAAUUUCACAGGAAGAGAGGUAGGAGAAGAAGAAGAAGAUGGAGGUAGGAUUUUUGGGGCUCGGGAUAAUGGGAAAGGCUAUGGCCAUGAAUCUACUUAAGAAUGGCUUCAAGGUUACUGUUUGGAACAGGACGCUCGCUAAGUGUGAAGAACUGGUGGAGUUUGGGGCAACAAUUGGAGAUACCCCUGCAGCUGUAGUCAAAAAGUGCAAGAUUACAGUUGCAAUUUUAUCUGAUCCUUCAGCUGCUCUUUCUGUGGUUUUCGACAAAGAUGGCGUUCUUGAGCAAAUCGGCAGUGGAAAAGGGUAUAUUGACAUGUCAACGGUGGAUGAUGAUACUUCCUCAAAGAUUCACAAGGCGGUUACAACUAAGGGCGGUUCUUUCCUUGAAGCUCCUGUAUCAGGCAGCAAAAAACCUGCAGAAGAUGGUCAACUAGUAAUUCUUGCUGCUGGGGAUGAGGCUUUGUAUGAGGAAGCAAUCCCUGCUUUCGACGUCUUGGGAAAGAAGUCUUUCUUCUUGGGGCAUGUUGGAAAUGGAGCAAAAAUGAAACUUGUUGUCAACAUGAUAAUGGGCAGUAUGAUGAAUGCGUUCUCAGAAGGACUUGUGCUAGCUGAAAGGAGUGGACUGAACCCUCAUGCUCUUCUUGAUGUACUGGAUCUAGGUGGAAUUGCUAAUCCAAUGUUCAGGCUUAAAGGGCCCACUAUGAUCCAGAAUAAUUAUUCCCCAGCAUUUCCUCUAAAACAUCAGCAGAAGGACAUGAGAUUGGCUCUUGCCCUGGGAGAUGAAAAUGCCGUGUCAAUGCCCGUAGCAGCUGCAGCCAAUGAGGCUUUCAAGAAGGCCAGGAGCAUGGAGCUAGGUGACCUCGACUUCUCAGCUGUUCAUGAAAUUGUGAAGAUUCACAAGAGUUCAUCUUGAUACUAUGGCCUUUAAUAGCAUAAAGCGCAAUGGUGAGAUCAAGCUUUCCUUGUCAUUUCCUUAAGAGGUAGCUCUGUGCGCAUGAUAAAAAUGUAACAUCACUAUAGUUAAACCUUUGGCAUAUGGUACAAUUGUGGAACAUUUAUUAAAGCUUUCUGUUUGGUGAAAUGACGAUCGAGCAGCUAAUUUUGGAUUCCUGAAUUACACCGGUAA